AUGAGUUCUAAAAAAAAUACAUUAGAAGCAGCACAAAGCUAUCAUGCCGAAGGGCGUCCAGGCAAAAUUGAAGUCGUUGCAACCAAACCCUGUACCACCCAGCGGGACUUAAGCUUAGCCUAUACACCAGGUGUUGCAGACGUCUGUCUAGACAUUGAGAAAGAAGUUGAUAAAGCCUUUGAUUAUACUGCGCGUGGUAACUUGGUAGCAGUUAUCAGUAACGGUACAGCAGUACUUGGUUUAGGCGAUAUUGGUCCACUUGCCAGUAAACCUGUUAUGGAAGGUAAAGCUGUCCUGUUUAAACGUUUUGCUGACGUUGAUGUAUUUGAUAUUGAAGUUAAAGAAAAGGAUCCUCAGCGUCUUAUUGAGAUUAUUGCCGCCUUAGAACCAACAUUUGGUGGUAUUAACCUAGAAGAUAUCAAAGCACCUGAAUGUUUUGAUAUAGAAGAUGCGCUCAUCGAGCGUUUAGAUAUCCCUGUUUUCCAUGACGAUCAGCAUGGUACGGCCAUUAUUUCUGCAGCAGCACUGAUUAAUGCUCUAGAGAUUGCAGGUAAAGAUAUUACAGCUAUCAAUAAGAUGGUUGUUAGUGGUGCCGGUGCAGCUUCUGUUGCCUGUGUGAAGCUUUUUAUGGAGCUUGGUUUACCAAAAGAAGCUGUCUGGAUGUACGACUCAAGAGGGUUAAUCCAUACAGAUCGUAGUGACCUCAAUCGUCAUAAACAAGAAUUUGCUCGUAGUGGCGAUAAUAUGAAAUUUGUUGAUGCGUUUCAAGAUGCGGAUAUUUUUGUUGGUGUUUCUAUUGGUGGUACUGUUACCAAAGAUAUGAUUCAAGCAAUGGCUUCAAAUCCUAUUGUUUUUGCCAUGGCUAACCCUGAUCCAGAAAUUCCUUAUCCAGACGCUAAAGCUGUGCGUGAUGAUAUUAUUAUGGCUACCGGUCGUAGUGAUUUUCCCAACCAAGUGAAUAACGUUUUAGGCUUCCCCUUUAUUUUUCGGGGCGCUCUCGAUGUUCGGGCACGUCGUAUAAAUACGGAAAUGAAGCUAGCCGCAGCCCAUGCCUUGGCCAACUUAGCGAAACAGACAGUUCCCGAAAAUGUUGUUCGUGCUUAUGGUGGUAAAUCGAUUUCUUUUGGUCGUGACUAUAUUAUCCCUAAGCCCUUUGAUCAUCGUGUCUUAUUAUGGGUGGCCCCUGCAGUUGCAAAAGCUGCUAUCGAUUCCGGUGUGGCUAGACAGACGAUUACCGAUUUUGAUCAAUAUCGUACACGUCUAGAAGGCAUGCUGGGACCUGCUAGAGAGUUGAUUCGUACGAGUAUUAAUCGCUCUCGCCGUCGAGAGACGAUGCCACGUGUUGUUUUUGCCGAUGGUGGUGAAACCAAUGUAUUAAUUGCUGUUGAGCAGGCGGUCCAAGAGGGAUUUAUUCGUCCUAUUCUGCUGGGUAACAAAGCGAGAAUUGAACAAAACAUAAAAAAACUAGAUCUAAAAAUCAAAGGCUUAGAAAUUAUUCAUCCAGACGAAGAUGGUCGAUUUCAAACAUUUAUUGACCAUUACUGGCAACGUAAACAGCGCCAAGGUAUCACAAAAGAUCGUGCCACAAAGCAACUAAGUAGGCGUAGUCACUUUGGUGCCAUGUUGGUAUCUCAGGGUGAAGCUGACAUUUAUGUUGCAGGCUAUACAGACCGUUACAGUGAAAGCUUACGGAUAGCUGAAGAUAUUAUUGGUCUCCGAGCAGGAGUACAGCGGCCAGCAGCAGUAACAGCAGUCGUCUACAAAAGUCGUCUGUUUUUGUUUGCCGAUACGGCUGUUAGUGUUGACCCAACUGCAGAAGAACUCGUCAACAUUGCUAAAUUUGCUGUUGAGCCGGCGCCACUUUUUGAUAUGACCCCUCGAGUUGCUUUUUUAAGUUUUGCCAACUUUGGCGCCUACGAUCAUCCCCAAGUAGACAAAGUUCGUCGUGCCGUAGAGCAGUUAGAGGCCGAAGGAGUUGAUUUUAUCUUUGAUGGAGAAAUGACCGUUGAUGUUGCUUUAGAUCAGACACUUAGAGAGUCUGUUUUUCCGUUUUCUAAAUUAGAAACCAAUGCCAAUGUUUUGAUCUUUCCCAACUUAGCUGCUGCCCAAAUGGCAACACAACUGUUAACCAAGAUAGGUGGUGCCGAAAUGCUUGGCCCUGUUCAUCGUGGCUUUAAUCGUACUGUGGUGAUGCUAUCUGCAGGGAUGGGGCCAACCGACAUUCAUAACCUAAUUGCUAUGGCCGCUGGCCAACAAGCAAUACAAUCUUAA
Messenger RNA from Ylistrum balloti, 2271 nucleotides. RefSeq names its product NADP-dependent malic enzyme-like. The coding region runs from base 1 to 2271 and encodes 756 amino acids. The transcript has a single exon. Lineage: Eukaryota; Metazoa; Mollusca; Bivalvia; Pectinida; Pectinidae. The record is from RefSeq and is a predicted model, not a curated record. Gene Ontology annotation, molecular function: acyltransferase activity; NAD binding; metal ion binding. Gene Ontology annotation, biological process: malate metabolic process.